Molecule: messenger RNA, 171 nt
Organism: Dovyalis caffra
Lineage: Eukaryota; Viridiplantae; Streptophyta; Magnoliopsida; Malpighiales; Salicaceae
Source: the annotation of a GenBank genome assembly
UUUGUACGCGCCAAGAAUUACUCGUAUAAACUCCUGUACUCUCAAAAUGAUAAAAAUACUAUAACCCCUGGCCAAACCCUAACUGCAACAGCUAAAGCUAUCAUUUCACGUUCACAACCAACUCCACCAGAAUUCCCGAAAGCCAAAAACAAAACCCCAGUUCUCCUCUAA